Messenger RNA from Drosophila ficusphila, 584 nucleotides. It is a transcript of the gene Ilp7, whose product is annotated as probable insulin-like peptide 7. The record is from RefSeq and is a predicted model, not a curated record. Lineage: Eukaryota; Metazoa; Arthropoda; Insecta; Diptera; Drosophilidae. The transcript is spliced from 3 exons. The coding region runs from base 52 to 522 and encodes 156 amino acids.
CCGCCGAGUGAGCCACACCAGGAUCCACUAGUCCCGAGCCCACUAGCCAGGAUGACCACACCCAGCGCGGGAAGCUGGACGCUCUGCGGCGCCGUCCUCCUGUUCGUCCUGCCGCUGAUCCCCUCGCCGGAGGCUCUGCACCACACGGAGGAGGGUCUGGAGAUGCUCUUCCGCGAGCGCUCGCAGUCGGACUGGGAGAACGUGUGGCACCAGGAGACGCACUCCCGCUGCCGGGACAAGCUCGUCCGCCAGCUGUACUGGGCCUGCGAGAAGGACAUCUACCGCCUCACCCGGCGCAACAGGAAGAGGACGGGCAACGACGAGGCCUGGCUGAAGAAGAGCUCCACGGGCGCUGACGGCGCCACCUGGCUGCACGUGAACUACGCCAACAUGUUCCUGCGGAGCCGCCGCGCGGACGGCCACGCCCCCUCGAUCUCGAACGAGUGCUGCACCAAGGCGGGCUGCACCUGGGAGGAGUACGCCGAGUACUGUCCCUCCAACAAGCGGCGCAACCACUACUGAUGGACGGACGCGUCCCGCUGAUGGAUAACCCACUAUACCCAUAUGUAUAUUCGCUUUUUUUU